Messenger RNA from Scheffersomyces coipomensis, 1191 nucleotides. RefSeq names its product thioesterase-like superfamily-domain-containing protein. NCBI's taxonomy places the organism in Eukaryota, Fungi, Ascomycota, Pichiomycetes, Serinales, Debaryomycetaceae. The coding region runs from base 145 to 1152 and encodes 335 amino acids. Gene Ontology annotation, biological process: acyl-CoA metabolic process; fatty acid catabolic process. Gene Ontology annotation, cellular component: peroxisomal matrix. The transcript has a single exon. The record is from RefSeq and is a predicted model, not a curated record. Gene Ontology annotation, molecular function: fatty acyl-CoA hydrolase activity.
AGAAGACGUGAAUUUAUUCAUAACCAUAUAAUUUUAUUUAUGUAUAUACGUUAUAUAUAUAAAGUAAAGUAAACAUUGUAUCCCAACUACAUCCAUUCACUUUGUUUUACUAGUCGAUCCAUAUACAGUUGAAAAUCGUAAAUCAUGUCAGAAUCAAUGUCAACCCAUAUCGAUAAGAAACAAAGAUUAGAAAAAUUUCUUGAAGUAAGACCAGUGAUAAAUGGUGAUGGAAGUGAAGUAGAUACUUAUGAAGGGGUGAAUCCAUUAACUAAACCUAUGCCAAGAUCAAGAGGGGUUUAUGGUGGGAAUUUAUGUGGUCAAGCUAUUGUGGUUGCUUUAGAAACUGUUCCAGCUGAUUUCGUUCCUCAUUCAUUACAUUCAUAUUUUGUUAAAGCUGGUGAUGAUAAAAUAGUUUGUCAAUAUAAAGUUGAAAAAUUAAGUGAUGGUAGAAACUUUGCUAAUCGUUUAAUUAAAGUUUUACAAAAUAAUGAUUUGAAAUAUAUUGUUAUGAUAAGUCUUACUAAAAAGAAUUCCAUGUCAAAUUCUAUAAAGGAAUAUAAUUUGAAUGCUGAUAAGAAAUUACCUUUACCAAUUGAAUUUCAAAAAGAAAUCAAUAGUGAAUUCUUUAAAUAUUCUCGUGAUGAAUUACCUACUUAUGAUAAUUUUGAAAUCAAUAAUAUUUUCCAAUAUAAAUUUCCUCCUAAUUAUAUUGAUCAUAAAUUAAAUGAUAAUGAACAUCAAGUACUGGCAGCUGAUCGUGAAUUAUCUUUCUGGAUCAGAAUCAAUGAUGAUUCCACUGGGAAAUCAUUAACUCCUUAUAAAUAUGCUGGAUUUGGAUUAAUUAGUGAUUCAGUAUUUUUAAGUUCAUUAUCAAGAGUUUUACAUUUACCAAAUUAUGAAAAUGGAUUACCAAUAGAUAGUGGACCAGGACAUUUCUUCUCUGUAUCAUUAGAUCAUUCUAUUUACUUUCAUGAUGAUGCAUUUGAACCAAAAGAUUGGAUUUAUGUUACUUUUAAAACUCCAAGAUUUAGUAAUAAUAGAGCCAUGUUAACUGCUCAUUAUUAUGAUCAAAAUGGGAAAUUAUUUGCCAGUAUAGUUCAAGAGGGAUUAGUAUUUUUCCGUAAUGGUACGGAAUAUAAGGCUAAAUUAUAGGUGUAUAGAAGUUUGAUAUUAAGUUCAUAGGGGCAUAGA